Misgurnus anguillicaudatus (oriental weatherfish) is the source of this 2549-nucleotide messenger RNA. The record is from RefSeq and is a predicted model, not a curated record. Lineage: Eukaryota; Metazoa; Chordata; Actinopteri; Cypriniformes; Cobitidae.
UUCUUUUUUUUCUACCAUAGCCAAAACAAACAAGUUUACCUUUAUCGUGACUUUUAGACUCUUAUUUUCUGACAUGUGAUGCCUGUGAUUAAACAACAUAACUGGACAACCUUAUGAACGCAUUACUUGCCUGUCAUGGGUGAAAUCCAUCUCAUAAUUUGCCUGCUGUGGGCAUUUGUCAAUAUGUGUAAAUGUGAGCCGCUCAUGUUUGGGGAGGUGACUUCCCCAAGAUACCCCCAACCAUAUUCUACGGAUCACCAGGAACAAUGGGACCUGGAGGUGCCACAAGGAUAUCAGAUCCAGCUAACCUUCAAUCAUUUAGACAUUGAGCCCUCUCCAAACUGCUACUAUGAUUCUCUCAUGGUUUUGUCUAAUGAGAAGGUUCUGGGAAAGUUCUGUGGCAGAAAUUCAACAGACACAUUUCAUCCAGGACACAAACAUAUCUUAGCUCCUGGAAAUCGUCUCCAAUUGGUUUUUCAAACGGAUGACUCAAAUCACGAGUCACACCUGGGCUUCUCUGCAUUUUAUCAGGCUAUUGACAUAGACGAGUGUUCCUCUACCAGUGUGGAGAGUAAAACAGAUCCUCCAUGUUCACAGAUAUGCCUCAACACUUUGGGCUCCUAUUUGUGCGCCUGUCAUCAUGGUUUCCAGCUAAAAUCUGACCAACGAACCUGCAUCUUGGACUGUGGAGGUGGGGUGUACAGUGAACCAGAGGGGACCAUCUCCAGUCCUGGGUACCCAGACCCAUCUCCACUUGAUCUGCACUGUCUCUACAGUAUUUCUGUGCAGCCAGGCUUCACUGUCACCCUUAACUUCAGUCAAACCUUCCAGAUAGAGCAGGUCUACGAACAGGAACAAGCCUGCCUCUUCCACUGGCUGCAAGUGUCUAUCCCAGGAAAAAAAACACAAAAAUUCUGUGGAAAUACAAGCCCUGGUAUCCUCUUUCUGGUGCCCAUUCAGGUUCAGCUUGAGUACCACACAGACAGACAUGGACAGAGUCAGGGAUGGAGCUUACAAUACACCACUCACAGGGUAGAGUGUCCAAAUCCAGGCCAAAUAAGCAAUGGAAGAGUCACCCCGAAAUUUCCCCGGUACUUGUACAGAGACUACAUCCAGGUGUCCUGCGAGACUGGAUACAAGCUCAUGAUGGGAGAAAAAGAGAUUAAAAGUUUUAUGACCAUGUGUCAGAGUGAUGGACAGUGGCAUUUGAAAUUGCCAGAGUGUAGGAUUAUUGAUUGUGGAAAUCCAAAGUCUCUGCAAAACGGUGGGGUUAAAGCGAUCUCUGGAUCAAACAAUCAGUAUCUCUCUGUCAUCGAGUACCACUGCAAUGAACCUUAUUACUCUUUUCACAAAAACCUUCAAGUUCGAUACAACUGUACAAGUGACCGGAAAUGGACAACCUUUGACAACAAUGACAUUAUUCCUCCCUGCCUCCCUGUGUGUGGCAUGAAUAUAGAUAUCACUGCUGGAGGAAGAGUCUAUGGUGGGAAGCCAGCCAAAUUGGGACAGAUUCCCUGGCAAAUCUUACACAGGUCAGGUCCCAGGGGUGGUGCUUCUCUGAUUAGUGAUUCCUGGGCUAUCACAGCAGCUCAUGUGGUAGAUGGAUACGAAAACAAAACCAUGACUUUCAUUGGUGGAGUGAUUAAUGUAAACCAUGCCGGUUCAGUCAGAUUAGAGACAAAGAAAAUCAUAAUUCAUCCAAAUUAUAAUAGGGUAGGUAAAGAUGGACACCAAGUAAACUUUGAUCAUGACAUUGCCUUGAUCAAAUUGUCUGACAGUGUGACGCUUGGUCCAAACAUCAGGCCAGUGUGCCUUCCAAAAAAAUCUGAUGGACCUGUAAUGGAGGGCAUGAUGGGUACAGUCUCUGGUUUUGGGGGAUUUCGUGGUGAUUCAAAAAGUAAUCUGUUGCUUUAUGGGGGUGUUCGGGAAUAUUUCUCGUGUGAUACAUUCGAUCUGCCUGUAACUGAUAACAUGUUCUGUGCUGGAAAUGAUAUUGACGGCAUUGACAGUUGUCAAGGCGACAGCGGUGGUCCGUUGUUUUAUCCUGCUUUGGGCGAAGCGUCUAAAGAUCAGCGCUUUGAGGUAAGGGGUAUUGUAUCAUGGGGUCCCUCAAAAUGUGGUCAUGAAAGCUUUAAAGGGUAUUACACAAAAGUGCAGAACUACCUGGACUGGAUCAGAGAAACUAUGGCAAAUAACUAACACACAAGAGCCCUCAGUCAGUCAUUAUUCUACUACAGAUAUACUGUACUAUACACUCUCAGAAGAAAUGCUAAGAAAGCUGUCACUGUGACAGAUCCCUGUUAGUCCUAAUAUGUUCAAUUUAGUACAGAUAUGUAUACAUUUGGUAUGAGUACCUUUGAGAUAUGCCCUCCUUAUGUACAAGGGUGUGCUUUUUAAAAUGGUCUCGCCCCAGUGACAGCUUUUAUGCCUUUGAGAGUGUACAGGUUUUCAUUGCAAUCCUUCAGAUUCGUUCAAAUUCUUGUUAAAAGUGUAAAUGUGUAUUUUGACUUAUUUGUUUCAAAUAAACACAUUUGGAGUUUGAAAAAGAA